AUGAUUGAUACGGCUGCCAUUUAUACACCACUUAAGCAGUGGAAUAAUGUCUAUAUCAUUGUUACGAUUGCGGGUACGAUAGCGAUGUUCAUGGUGAAUGCAGUAUCGAAUAGUCAAGUUCGAGGUGAGUCGAUGCAAGAGGGCUUACUUGGCACGAAAGGGUCACGAUUGUGGUUGAUGUGUGGUUUUGUGCUAUCGUUUGCAUCGCUGGUUGCCGCAAUAUGGAUAAUGUUCUCAGAUUACGUUCUGGUGGUUGGCGACCAUCCUGUAUGGCCUGGUGUGGCGCUCUUCGUACAUAAUUUUCUAAUCUUUAUCGCAUCACUUGUCUAUAAAUUUGGACGUACUGAGGAACUUUGGGGUUAA
This is a messenger RNA of Anisakis simplex (herring worm), 363 nucleotides long. NCBI's taxonomy places the organism in Eukaryota, Metazoa, Nematoda, Chromadorea, Rhabditida, Anisakidae. The record is from the annotation of a GenBank genome assembly.